AUGUUCGAGACGAACGCUUCCAAAACAGCGAGCUGGAAACGUGUCCUCCAUGUACUACAGCCUACACUACAUCGUAUGUGACGCUGACUAUGUAUCGGAGUACUUUAAAUACAACAACAUCACAAACUACAACUUCCUUCACACCAUUGAUAACAACAUCGGAAAUCUUAAACCAAAACACAACUACAAUUAUAACUCCUACAGUACCGAGAAGCACUAGGCCAAUAAAUAACACAAUAGCAUCAAGUACAGCUGGUACAGACACGGAUACAACUACAAUAGCACUGAGUACUGCACAAGUUGGCAUGGAAACAACUAACACAACUAUAUCAAGUACAUCUACAACUUAUACAACUGACACAACUAUACCAAGUACAGCUACAACUGAUACAAGCAACACAACUAUAUCAAGUACAACUACAACUGAUACAACUAACACCACUAUGUCAAAUACAGCUACAACUGAUACAACUAACACAACAAUAUUAAGUACAGCUACAACUGAUACAACUAACACCACUAUGUCAAAUACAGCUACAACUGAUACAACUAACACAACUAUAUCAAGUGCAGCUACAACUGAUACAACUAACACAACUAUAUCAAGUGCAGCUACAACUGAUACAACUAACACAACUAUACCAAGUACAGCUACAACUGAUACAAGCAACACAACUAUAUCAAGUGCAGCUACAACUGAUACAACUAACACAACCAUUUCAAGUACAGCUACAACUGAUACAACUAACACAACUAAAGCAAGUACAGCUACAACUGAAACAACUAACACAACAAUAUUAAGUGCAGCUACAACUGAUACAACUAACACAACCAUUUCAAGUACAGCUACAACUGAUACAACUAACACAACUAUACCAAGUACAGCUACAACUGAUACAAGCAACACAACUAUAUCAAGUGCAGCUACAACUGAUACAACUAACACAACAAUAUUAAGUGCAGCUACAACUGAUACAACUAACACAACCAUUUCAAGUACAGCUACAACUGAUACAACUAACACAACUAUAUCAAAUACAGCUACAACUGAUACAACUAACACAACAAUAUUAAGUGCAGGUACAACUGAUACAACACCACUGAGAACUGCACCAGUUGGCAUGGCAACAACUAACACAACUAUACCAAGUACAGCUACAACUGAUACAGCUAACACAAUUAUAUCAAGAACAGGUACAAUUGAUACAACUAUCACAACUAUAUCAGGUACUGGUACAACUGAUACAACAGCACUGAUUACUGCACCAGUUGCAAUGGCAACAACUAACACAACUAUAUCAAGUAGAACUGCAACAACUAACACAAGUAUAUCAAGUGCAGCUACAACUGAUACAACUAACACAACUAUAUCAAGUACAGCUACAACUGAUACAAACAACACAAAUAAACCAAGUACAGCUACAACUGAUACAACUAACACAACUAUACCAAGUGCAGCUACAACUGAUACAACUAACACGACUAUACCAAGUGCAGCUACAACUGAUACAACUAACACAACUAUACCAAGUGCAGCUACAACUGAUACAACUAACACAACUAUAUCAAGUGCAGCUACAACUGAUACAACUAACACAACUAUAUCAAGUGCAGCUACAACUGAUACAACUACACACAACCAAGUACAGCUACAACUGCAAGUGCAGCUACAACUGAUACAACUAACACAACUAUAUCAAGUGCAGCUACAACUGAUACAACUAACACAACUAUACCAAGUGCAGCUACAACUGAUACAACUAACACAACUAAAGCAAGUACAGCUACAACUGAAACAACUAACACAACUUUAUCAAGUGCAGCUACAACUGAUACAACUAACACAACAAUAUCGAGUGCAGGUACAACUGAUACAACUAACACAACUAUACCAAGUACAGCUACAACUGAUACAACUAACACAACUAUACCAAGUACAGCUACAACUGAUACAAGCAACACAACUAUAUCAAGUGCAGCUACAAAUGAUACAACUAACACAACUAUACCAAGUGCAGCUACAACUGAUACAAGCAACACAACUAUAUCAAGUGCAGCUACAAAUGAUACAACUAACACAACUAUAUCAAGUGCAGCUACAACUGAUACAAGCAACACAACUAUAUCAAGUGCUGCUACUACUGAUACAAGCAACACAACUAUACCAAGUACAGCUACAACUGAUACAACUAACACAACUAUAACAAGUACAGCUACAACUGAUACAACUAACACAACAAUAUCAAGUGCAGCUACAACUGAUACAACUAACACAACUAUAUCAAGUGCAGCUACAACUGAUACAACUAACACAACUAUAUCAAGUACAGCUACAACUGAUACAACUAACACAACUAUAACAAGUACAGCUACAACUGAUACAACUAACACAACAAUAUCAAGUGCAGCUACAACUGAUACAACUAACACAACUAUAACAAGUGCAGCUACAACUGAUACAACUAACACAACUAUAUCAAGUACAGCUACAACUGAUACAACUAACACAACUAUAUCAAGUGCUGCUACAACUGAUACAACUAACACAACUAUAUCAAGUGCAGCUACAACUGAUACAACUAACACAACUAUAUCAAGUACAGCUACAACUGAUACAAACAACACAAAUAAACCAAGUACAGCUACAACUGAUACAACUAACACAACUAUAACAAGUACAGCUACAACUGAUACAAGCAACACAACUAUACCAAGUACAGCUACAACUGAUACAACUAACACAACUAUAACAAGUACAGCUACAACUGAUACAACUAACACAACAAUAUCAAGUGCAGCUACAACUGAUACAACUAACACAAGUAUAUCAAGUGCAGCUACAACUGAUACAACUAACACAACUAUAUCAAGUACAGCUACAACUGAUACAACUAACACAACUAUACCAAGUACAGCUACAACUGAUACAACUAACACAACUAUAUCAAGUGCAGGUACAACUGAUACAACUAACACAACUAUAGCAAGUGCAGCUACAACUGAUACAACUAACACAACUAUAGCAAGUGCAGCUACAACUGAUACAACUAACACAACAAUAUCAAGUGCAGCUACAACUGAUACAACUAACACAACUAUACCAAGUGCAGCUACAACUGAUACAACUAACACAACUAUAUCAAGUGCAGCUACAACUGAUACAACUAACACAACUAUAGCAAGUGCAGCUACAACUGAUACAACUAACACAACUAUAGCAAGUGCAGCUACAACUGAUACAAGCAACACAACUAUAUCAAGUGCAGCUACAACUGAUACAACUAACACAACUAAAGCAAGUACAGCUACAACUGAAACAACUAACACAACUAUAUCAAGUGCAGCUACAACUGAUACAACUAACACAACUAUACCAAGUGCAGCUACAACUGAUACAACUAACACAACUAUACCAAGUACAGUUACAACUGAUACAACUAACACAACUAUAUCAAGUGCAGCUACAACUGAUACAACUAACACAACUAUAUCAAGUGCAGCUACAACUGAUACAAGCAACACAACUAUAUCAAGUGCAGCUACAAAUGAUACAAGCAACACAACUAUAUCAAGUACAGCUACAACUGAUACAACUAACACAACUAUAACAAGUACAGCUACAACUGAUACAACUAACACAACUAUAUCAAGUGCUGCUACUACUGAUACAACUAACACAACUAUAUCAAGUGCAGCUACAAAUGAUACAAGCAACACAACUAUACCAAGUACAGCUACAACUGAUACAACUAACACAACUAUAUCAAGUACAGCUACAACUGAUACAACUAACACAACUAUAUCAAGUGCAGCUACAACUGAUACAACUAACACAACUAUACCAGAAGUACAGCUACAAGCUGAGUACAGCUAACGCAACUAUAAUAAGUGCGGCUACAGCUGAUGCAACUAACACAACUAUAUCAGAGUGCGGCUACGAGCUGAUGAAAAGCUAUCACAACUAUACCAAGUGCAGCUACAACUGAUACAACUAACGCAACUAUACCAAGUGCAGCUACAACUGAUACAACUAACACAACUAUACCAAGUGCAGCUACAACUGAUACAACUAACACAACUAUACCAAGUACAGCUACAACUGAUACAACUAACACAACUAUACCAAGUACAGCUACAACUGAUACAAGCAAUACAACUAUAUCAAGUACAGCUACAACUGAUACAACUAACACAACUAUAUCAAGUGCAGCUACAACUGAUACAAUCAACACAACUAUAUCAAGUGCAGCUACAACUGAUACAACUAACACAACAAUAUCGAGUGCAGGUACAACUGAUACAACUAACACAACUAUACCAAGUACAGCUACAACUGAUACAACUAACACAACUAUAUCAAGUGCAACAACAACUGAUACAACUAACACAACUAUAUCAAAUACAGCUACAACUGAUACAACUAACACAACUAUACCAAGUACAGCUACAACUGAUACAACUAACACAACUAUACCAAGUACAGCUACAACUGAUACAAGCAACACAACUAUAUCAAGUGCAACAACAACUGAUACAACUAACACAACUAUAUCAAAUACAGCUACAACUGAUACAACUAACAAAACUAUAACAAGUACAGCUACAACUGAUACAACUAACACAACUAUACCAAGUGCAGCUACAACUGAUACAACUAACACAACUAAAGCAAGUACAGCUACAACUGAAACAACUAACACAACUAUAUCAAGUGCAGCUACAACUGAUACAACUAACACAACUAUACCAAGUGCAGCUACAACUGAUACAACUAACACAACUAAAGCAAGUACAGCUACAACUGAUACAACUAACACAACUAUAUCAAAUACAGCUACAACUGAUACAACUAACACAACUAUACCAAGUACAGCUACAACUGAUACAAGCAACACAACUAUAUCAAGUGCAGCUACAACUGAUACAACUAACACAACUAUAUCAAGUGCAGCUACAACUGAUACAAACAACACAACUAAACCAAGUACAGCUACAACUGAUACAACUAACACAACUAUACCAAGUACAGCUACAACUGAUACAACUAACACAACUAUAUCAAGUGCAGCUACAACUGAUACAACUAACACAACUAUACCAAGUACAGCUUCAACUGAUACAACUAACACAACUAUACCAAGUACAGCUACAACUGAUACAACUAACACAACUAUACCAAAUACAGCUACAACUGAUACAACUAACACAACUAUACCAAGUGCAACAACAACUGAUACAACUAACACAACUAAAGCAAGUACAGCUACAACUGAUACAACUAACACAACUAUAUCAAGUGCAGCUACAACUGAUACAAACAACACAACUAAACCAAGUACAGCUACAACUGAUACAACUAACACAACUAUACCAAGUACAGCUACAACUGAUACAACUAACACAACUAUAUCAAGUGCAACAACAACUGAUACAACUAACACAACUAUAUCAAAUACAGCUACAACUGAUACAACUAACACAACUAUAUCAAGUGCAGCUACAACUGAUACAGCUAACACAACUAUACCAAGUACAGCUACAACUGAUACAACUAACACAACUAUACCAAGUGCAGCUACAACUGAUACAACUAACACAACUAUAUCAAGUACAGCUUCAACUGAUACAACUAACACAACUAUAUCAAGUGCAGCUACAACUGAUACAACUAACACAACUAUAUCAAGUGCAGCUACAACUGAUACAACUAACACAACUAUACCAAGUACAGCUACAACUGAUACAACUAACACAACUAUACCAAGUGCAGCUACAACUGAUACAACUAACACAACUAUAUCAAGUGCAGCUACAACUGAUACAACUAACACAACUAUAUCAAGUGCUGCUACAACUGAUACAAGCAACACAACUAUAUCAAGUGCUGCUACUACUGAUACAAGCAACACAACUAUAUCAAGUGCAGCUACAACUGAUACAACUAACACAACAAUAUCAAGUGCAGCUACAACUGAUACAAGCAACACAACUAUGUCAAGUAUAGCCACAACUGAUACAACUAACACAACUUUUUCAGGUACAGGUACAACUGAUACAACUAACACAACUAUAUCAAGUGCAGCUACAACUGAUACAACUAACACAACUAUACCAAAUACAGCUACAACUGAUACAACUAACACAACUAUACCAAGUACAGCUACAACUGAUACAAGCAACACAACUAUAUCAAGUGCAGCUACAACUGAUACAACUAACACAACUAUAUCAAGUGCUGCUACUACUGAUACAACUAACACAACUAUACCAAGUACAGCUACAACUGAUACAAGCAACACAACUAUAUCAAGUGCAGCUACAACUAAUACAACUAACACAACUAUACCAAGUGCAGCUACAACUGAUACAACUAACACAACUAUACCAAGUACAGCUACAACUGAUACAAGCAACACAACUAUAUCAAGUGCAGCUACAACUGAUACAACUAACACAACUAUAUCAAGUACAUCUACAACUGAUACAACUAACACAACUAUAUCAAGUACAGCUACAACUGAUACAACUAACACAACAAUAUCAAGUGCAGCUACAACUGAUACAAGCAACACAACUAUGUCAAGUAUAGCCACAACUGAUACAACUAACACAACUUUUUCAGGUACAGGUACAACUGAUACAAGUAACACAACUAUACCAAGUACAGCUACAACUGAUACAACUAACACAACUAUAUCAAGUACAGCUACAACUGAUACAACUAACACAACUAUAUCAAGUGCAGCUACAACUGAUACAACUAACACAACUAUACCAAGUACAGCUACAACUGAUACAACUAACACAACUAUACCAAGUGCAGCUACAACUGAUACAACUAACACAACUAUAUCAAGUACAGCUUCAACUGAUACAACUAACACAACUAUAUCAAGUGCAGCUACAACUGAUACAACUAACACAACUAUAUCAAGUGCAGCUACAACUGAUACAACUAACACAACUAUACCAAGUACAGCUACAACUGAUACAACUAACACAACUAUACCAAGUGCAGCUACAACUGAUACAACUAACACAACUAUAUCAAGUGCAGCUACAACUGAUACAACUAACACAACUAUAUCAAGUGCUGCUACAACUGAUACAAGCAACACAACUAUAUCAAGUGCUGCUACUACUGAUACAAGCAACACAACUAUAUCAAGUGCAGCUACAACUGAUACAACUAACACAACAAUAUCAAGUGCAGCUACAACUGAUACAAGCAACACAACUAUGUCAAGUAUAGCCACAACUGAUACAACUAACACAACUUUUUCAGGUACAGGUACAACUGAUACAACUAACACAACUAUAUCAAGUGCAGCUACAACUGAUACAACUAACACAACUAUACCAAAUACAGCUACAACUGAUACAACUAACACAACUAUACCAAGUGCAACAACAACUGAUACAACUAACACAACUAUACCAAGUGCAGCUACAACUGAUACAACUAACACAACUAUAUCAAGUGCAGCUACAACUGAUACAACUAACACAACUAUACCAAGUACAGCUACAACUGAUACAACUAACACAACUAUAUCAAGUGCAGCUACAACUGAUACAACUAACACAACUAUAUCAAGUGCAGCUAAAACAGAUUCAACAUCACUGAUUACUGCACAAAUUGGCACUGUCACAACCAACACAACUAUAUCAAGUACAGUUACAAUUGAUACAACUAGCACAAUUAUACCAAGUACAGCUACAACUGCAACAUUAACUGACAGAACCAUUUCAAGCAUUGGACCAGCUGUCAACACCACAGCAUCAGGCACAUCCACAACUUCAACACCAGAAACAACUGCCAACACCGUGUCAUCGAGCGCACCAGCAACUUCAACACCAGAAACAACUGAAUACAGCACAGCAAGUGCCAACGCCCGUAAAAGAAGAGCAGUUGGGGCAAAUACAAGCUCUCAGGAUAUGUGGACCACAUCUACUGCAUCAAUCAGUACAGUAUCUAUAACUACAACAAAGGGGAAUACAUUAACCACUCAUCUCUGGCAUACUACUUGCCCACCAUGUGUUUAUGAUGUCUUUACAACACCACCCAGCGUGAUUAGCACACUUUCCUCCAGUUUUACAACAACCAAAGAUACUAUCACCUCAGCCACAUCAGAAGAAGGUAAUCAACACAUGUACACCAAUAUGUACCCACAAACAUAA
Messenger RNA from Pelobates cultripes (western spadefoot toad), 8181 nucleotides. The record is from the annotation of a GenBank genome assembly. NCBI's taxonomy places the organism in Eukaryota, Metazoa, Chordata, Amphibia, Anura, Pelobatidae.